AUGGGUUUCCUCAACAAUAGAACUAGGAAAGACAAUGUAAUUGAAAAUGCCCAGGCUGGCAAUCUUUUCGAUAGAUACGUGAAACGGAAAAAGCUGGAUCCUCUUGAGGCUUAUGUGCCUGCUGUUCUCUUGAGUCAAUCACAGUUCAAGGACCUAGAGAAGACUUUGGAAUCUGAUCGACCAAGAUAUGCGGACAGCAGGUCCCUGUUACGGUCUGGACCAGCAGCCUCCCUUCGCGUGAACAUUAGAGCAGUUGCUCAGUAUGCAUCCGAAGAUGGUAAAGGCAAAGCCGCUUUCGAUGCUGUCGACCAAUGCCUCCGUGCUUUGGAAGAUUUGGAUUCCCUGUUGCUUCAUGCAUCAAGGAGUGACCCUGAAGCCAAAGUCGAAAAAAUGAAGGCCAAGAUUGAUGCAGCACUUGGUGCAUUAGACAGCCUUCUUGAAACAGUGCCAGCAGCUGUGCUGGACAAAGGUAAGGCCAUGGCAGAUGCUUAUAGGAUGCCAUCAGAAGAGAGAGAUGGUCCUCAAGAAGAUGACUUGGAUAUAAAACAGUUGGAAUCACUCCUUUAAGCCUGUAAAUAUUAUGUAUCAUCAUUUCGUUUUCUUCAUAAUCAUUUAUCUUUAAAGCACCUUUUUGUCUC
Molecule: messenger RNA, 638 nt
Organism: Amborella trichopoda
Lineage: Eukaryota; Viridiplantae; Streptophyta; Magnoliopsida; Amborellales; Amborellaceae
Source: RefSeq, a predicted model, not a curated record